This is a messenger RNA of Onychostruthus taczanowskii (white-rumped snowfinch), 317 nucleotides long. Its product is annotated as eukaryotic translation initiation factor 3 subunit K-like. The record is from RefSeq and is a predicted model, not a curated record. Gene Ontology annotation, molecular function: translation initiation factor activity; ribosome binding. The annotation marks the transcript as partial. The transcript has 4 exons. Gene Ontology annotation, biological process: regulation of translational initiation. Gene Ontology annotation, cellular component: eukaryotic translation initiation factor 3 complex; cytoplasm. NCBI's taxonomy places the organism in Eukaryota, Metazoa, Chordata, Aves, Passeriformes, Passeridae.
CCAGGGGGACUUCACCCUCUGCAAGUGCAUGAUCGACCAGGCUCACCAAGAGGAGCGGCCCAUCCGACAGAUCCUGUACCUGGGGGAGCUGCUGGAGACCUGCCACUUCCAGUCCUUCUGGCAAGCGCUGGAUGAGAACAUGGAGCUGCUGGAGGGGAUCACCGGCUUCGAGGACUCCGUCAGGAAAUUCAUUUGCCACGUGGUGGGGAUCACGUACCAGCACAUCGACCGCUGGCUGCUCGCCGAGAUGCUGGGAGACCUCUCAGGUGAGGGGGCUGGGGGUCCUGAGCAGGGUUUUGGGGGGUCCCAGGUGGAAG